AUGGCAACUGUAUCUUCAAACUCCAAGUCCAACGCUUUCUCAACCUGUAUAAUUGAUGUAAGCUUUGACAUGGAGGAGUGUCUCACUUUGCCACAUAAUUUCUUGCAUCAAAUCUCAGUAUCGAACUCUUUAGUGGCCAACAUGCCAAUGGUUUCUGUUUCUACAGAGGACGAUGAUAGUGUUUGUUCGGUGUGCAUGGAGGGUUUUCAAUCAGACAUGGGCGGAAAGCAAGUUCAGUGUGGCCAUGUAUACCAUGCAGCUUGUAUCUCCUCUUGGCUCUCUAACAGCAGUUCUUGUCCUCUUUGCCGGUUUAACAUCUUCGGGUCAUGA
This is a messenger RNA of Ricinus communis (castor bean), 330 nucleotides long. Its product is annotated as E3 ubiquitin-protein ligase RNF181. NCBI's taxonomy places the organism in Eukaryota, Viridiplantae, Streptophyta, Magnoliopsida, Malpighiales, Euphorbiaceae. Bases 1 to 330 code for a protein of 109 amino acids. The record is from RefSeq and is a predicted model, not a curated record. The transcript has a single exon.